AUGUCGAGGAUCUUGGAUCAGAGAAUUUUUCUGUUAGUAAUGUCAUUUUUAACAAGUCUGCAGAGUACAAAGGUUCUUUCAGAAUGGAAGAAGUGUGGUGAUCGGGAAUGUGAGACUGCAAUGAGCAGAGUUCAAGCCACCACAGACUACUUAGCGCCUGACUGCCGGUAUCUUAACUUCAAAACAGGGGAAGAGAUAAUGGUAUACUCCAAACUUUCAAGGAAAAAUGAAAACUUGUGGACAGGAAGUAAAGGAAAGGAUUUUGGAUAUUUCCCAAAAGAUGCUGUCAAGGUUGAGGAAGUUUUUAUUACAGAAGAAGUUGAAGUGCUUACUAAGGAAACUGAUUUCCUUUGUCUUCAUGGAGAUAAGUAUGCUUUUGAAAAUGAUGAUAGUGCAUUACAUGAUCACAACAAAGAAAGUGAAUAUUCAUCAUCUGAUGCAGAAUCAAAGCUACAUGGAAAUGAACUCUUAAAACAUACCAGAGACUCCACGCAAAAGGAAGAAAGAGUUGCAUCAGCUUCUGAAAAUGACUACCAGGAAUCUCAGACUCUGGAGGAGUCUGCGAGCAAAAAUUUGGCUAAAGAAAAUGAGAACAGAAAAGAUGACACUGAAGAGCCACAAAUUCAAGACAGUUUCCCACUAGAAUCCAUUCCAACUCAGUCUAGUUGGAUUACAGGAUGGUUCAGCACUGGAGAUGAAAAUGAUGAAGAGCCCUUAAAAGCUCUUACUGAACCUUUAGAAGAAAAUACAUACCGAGGCAGAAAAAUAAUGGUAACUGCUGAAAAGGACUUACAGGAGUCAGAUGAUAAGGAGGAAGAAGAACCCGCAGCAUCUGUUUGGUUUCAAGGUGGACUGACAGACUUCCUGUAUUUUGGUGAAGAAAAUGUGGAUGUUGGUUUGGCAUCAGAAGAAAAUGAUUCACAAAUCCAUGAUGUUUCUGGGAUGCCUGGACAUUCCGAUAAUGAACAGGAAACAGCAGUCACAGAAUUACUGACAGAAGAAGAAGGGAGUGAGAGCCAAGAAUCUGAAUCAAGUUGGUUUAACUUGGGCUUAAGUGAUGUUCUUAAUUUUGGCCAUUCUGAGAAAGAUACAAUGGAAGAUCAGCAAAGCAGAGAAACCGGGAAUGAAGCAAAUAAGGAUCAAGUGCAGAUUUUAGACCAGAAAGAAUCACACAUGGACAAAGAAUCAAAGGAGACAGUUAAAGCAGUGACAGAUGAAGAGAAUUACACACAAGAAAUAACAGAUUCAAACAGUAACAUGCCAAAUCCUGGGAAGACACCAGCAAGUGCGCAUAGUCUAAGUGACAUCAAAAGCACCUCAAGUGGCACAGAAUCAUAUUUUGAUAUACUAUUGGGUGACAAAAAGAAGCCAAUUGAACCCUGCAGUUCAGAACAAGACUUGGUAUCAGAAAGCCAGCCACUGAAAAACACUGAAGAUACAGAGAGAAAUCAGGAGUCAGACAGCAAACAUGGCCAGUCAGGGGUAGGCAGUAAAAGAAAGCUACUAGAAGAAGCACCAGAGAAGGAACAUGAAAUGACUGCAGCUGUAGAAAGUGACCCCAACAGUGACCAACAUUUAAAAGCAACAGCAAUUCCUUCAGCAAAUUCUGAAGAUAAAAUGGACAGUUCCAUAGGUGACUCUCCAUCUGACGCCAAUAAGCCUUUCUCAGAUGCCAUCCAGAACUAUGUUCCAAGUAAUGGUAAGCGUUAA
Molecule: messenger RNA, 1710 nt
Organism: Chaetura pelagica (chimney swift)
Lineage: Eukaryota; Metazoa; Chordata; Aves; Apodiformes; Apodidae
Gene: MIA2
Product: melanoma inhibitory activity 2
Exons: 5
Coding region: 1-1710 (569 amino acids)
Biological process (GO): protein secretion; endoplasmic reticulum to Golgi vesicle-mediated transport; vesicle cargo loading
Cellular component (GO): endoplasmic reticulum exit site; endoplasmic reticulum membrane
Molecular function (GO): protein binding
Source: RefSeq, a predicted model, not a curated record